CUUAAUUAUUUAGUCGCUCAAGUGAGAAUUAGAACUCGAAAUGAAAAGGAAUCAGAGCCUAUUCUAAGAACAAAGAGAUUUUUAUUACUACAGCUGUAUACAACAAGGUGCAAUAACAUCAGGACCUCAAGAGGAACUACAGUUUGUGCCAACUUUAAAAAUCCACUUAACGGAAAAAUGAAGAACAAAGAUGAGGACGAUCUUCAAAAACAUGGCUCGUGAAUUUGUGGCAAUCAAAAGUUAAUCAGUACCUACGACUUAACCUAAUUUCGCUGUAAAAGCUACUGGUUGCAUUUUUAUUGGUUUCCACCAAUAUAUUGAGCCAAUCAGCGGUCAACGUGUGGUUUGUUAUAACGACGUCUACCACGUUAAAUUACCCGCAGUUUCUUUCAAUAUGUACGUGAAACAGAUUGUGUUCCUAACAGCUUUUAUAACUGUAGUUAAGGCUAUUUAUCCAUACUUUGAUACACAAGACUUUAUCUACAAUAUUCCUAAAGUCUAUCGGAUAUCUAUUACGUUGGACAAACUAUUGGAAUACUAUGAAAAGAAGCCAUCGAAAGAUCCGGAAUGGUUUAUCGCUUUAGGGGUCGCUAGAGGCCAAUUAGAAUACACAAUCAAUGAACUGGACAAAUCAGUGCCGCCGAAGCUGAGAGAAAACCUGCAGAACAUUACGAGGAAGAUGGAUAGAAUCCGAAAUAAUACUGAUAUGAGUAAAUUUUCGUAUCGCAGUAAAGAUUAUGAAUAUGUGGUAAAAGCAAUAAUAGAGAACAUGGAUGUGCUAUCAUCGCUAAUGGAACCGCUGACGCUGGGCACGGUGGGCACGCAGAAGCCGUACAGGUUCGGCUUCGAGCAGUACGUGCAGGAGGCCAGAACUAAGAUGCCUACUAGAAAAGCAGCCGACGCGUGCACAAUGCAGUUACUAAUAUCAGCAAUGGAAACUCAGACGACUCAAUCAGAAGGCGCCUGUGAGCUAACACCCGAAUGUCAGGCGCAACUGAUGAAGGGGUCAGGGUUGGCGUUUCAACAAACAAGCCGCGUCCGAGCGGCAGGCCUAGCUCGACUCUUCGAUUGUAUGGAAGGCUUAGAUCUCUCAGCACACAUUUACAAGCUCUGCAUACAAAUCUACAAAGAAACUAAAUCGUUGGAAGCUUGGAGUCAUCCUCCUGGAACUAAGACGCUGUUUCUGCAACAGAUUCUUUAUUGCGCUUCGCAAGGUUACGGGGAGUUCAUAAAACCUAGAUGGAUGAAUAAAAUCCUGGCGUGGCAGGAGCCUAAAGGAUGCUACUCUGAUGACCGGCAGUCUUUCCUCAAGCUCACAGGAUUUGUGGGACCAGCCAGUUCCCCUCCGCCGAAAGACAGAGAGGUAUAUCUAUACAUCUUAUUAUAGAGAGGA
Messenger RNA from Papilio polytes (common Mormon), 1393 nucleotides. RefSeq lists its product as uncharacterized. Bases 395 to 1387 code for a protein of 330 amino acids. NCBI's taxonomy places the organism in Eukaryota, Metazoa, Arthropoda, Insecta, Lepidoptera, Papilionidae. The record is from RefSeq and is a predicted model, not a curated record. The transcript has 6 exons. Gene Ontology annotation, cellular component: membrane; cytosol.